Arvicola amphibius (Eurasian water vole) is the source of this 9015-nucleotide messenger RNA. It is a transcript of the gene Hhip, whose product is annotated as hedgehog interacting protein. The record is from RefSeq and is a predicted model, not a curated record. The transcript has 13 exons. NCBI's taxonomy places the organism in Eukaryota, Metazoa, Chordata, Mammalia, Rodentia, Cricetidae. Bases 482 to 2584 code for a protein of 700 amino acids.
CUGUGUGAGAAGCAGCAGCCGCCGACAGAGGAGACCUCAGCAUCCUCGGGAGCCCAGCGCUGGCCCUGCCUCUGCCCGGCCCGCCGCCGCCGCCGCCCUUUCGGUUCCUGCUACUGUCUCACCUAAACAACUCCCAUUGAGCGGACAAGCAAAGUUCCAUGACUGUCUUCUUCUCUCCUUCCUCCUCUUCCAACUCCUUCUCCUCCCACUUCCCAGCCGCUGCGGAAAGCCCCUAACCCAACUGACGCUGGCAAGGCUGCGGACAGUGUCAUCUGCACUUUAUCUCGCGGCUCCGGCUGCCCUAAGGCAAAGUUGCAGCGCUCUGCAUCUUUCUCCCCCGCCACCUCCCUCUGCCUCUGGAGCGUCCCGCCGCCCUGCAGCACUCCCCUGGAGCUGCGCCCUAGUGCCCUUGCUGGGCAGUGGCCUUCCCCCCUCGUUCCCCCAUCCUCCCGCGUCCUGCCACUGCUGCUCCGGGUAGACGAUGCUGAAGAUGCUCUCGUUUAAGCUGCUACUGCUGGCCGUGGCUCUGGGUUUUUUUGAAGGAGAUGCCAAGUUUGGGGAAAGGAGCGAAGGGAGCGGAGCGAGGAGGAGAAGGUGCCUGAAUGGGAACCCCCCGAAGCGCCUGAAAAGGAGAGACAGGCGGAUGAUGACCCAGCUGGAGCUGCUGAGUGGAGGCGAGAUCCUGUGUGGUGGCUUCUACCCCCGAGUAUCCUGCUGCCUGCAGAGUGACAGUACUGCAUUGGGGCGUCUGGAGAACAAGAUCUUUUCUGCCACCAACAACACAGAAUGUGGCAAAUUACUGGAGGAGAUCAAAUGCGCUCCUUGCUCCCCACACUCUCAAAGCCUGUUCUCCUCACCCGAGAGAGACGUCCUGGAUGGAGAGCUAGCACUUCCGCUCCUCUGCAAAGACUAUUGCAAAGAAUUCUUUUAUACUUGUCGGGGCCAUAUUCCAGGGCUUCUUCAAACAACUGCUGAUGAGUUUUGCUUUUACUAUUCGAGAAAAGAUGGCGGGUUGUGCUUUCCGGAUUUCCCAAGAAAGCAAGUCAGAGGGCCAGCAUCUAACUACCUGGACCAGAUGGAGGAAUACGAGAAGGUGGAGGAGCUCAGCAGAAAACACAAACACAACUGCUUCUGCGUGCAGGAGGUCGUGAGUGGGCUACGGCAGCCUGUGGGCGCCGUACACAGUGGAGAUGGCUCCCAUCGCCUCUUUAUUCUAGAGAAGGAAGGCUAUGUGAAGAUCCUGACCCCAGAAGGAGAGGUUUUCCAGGAGCCUUACUUGGACAUUCACAAACUCGUUCAAAGUGGAAUAAAGGGAGGAGAUGAAAGGGGCCUGCUAAGCCUUGCAUUCCAUCCCAAUUACAAGAAAAAUGGAAAGCUGUAUGUGUCUUAUACCACCAACCAAGAACGGUGGGCUAUCGGGCCUCACGACCACAUCCUCAGGGUUGUGGAAUAUACAGUGUCCAGGAAAAAUCCCCAUCAAGUUGAUGUGAGGACAGCCAGGGUGUUUCUGGAAGUUGCCGAGCUCCACCGGAAGCAUCUCGGAGGCCAGCUGCUCUUUGGCCCUGAUGGUUUUCUGUACAUCAUCCUUGGGGACGGUAUGAUCACGCUGGAUGACAUGGAGGAGAUGGACGGGUUAAGUGACUUCACAGGCUCCGUGCUGAGGCUGGAUGUGGACACCGACAUGUGCAAUGUGCCUUACUCCAUACCGCGGAGCAACCCCCACUUCAACAGCACCAACCAGCCCCCAGAAGUGUUUGCCCACGGGCUCCAUGAUCCGGGCAGAUGUGCCGUGGAUCGACAUCCCACUGACAUAAACAUCAAUUUAACAAUACUUUGCUCAGAUUCCAAUGGGAAAAACAGAUCAUCAGCCAGAAUCCUACAGAUAAUAAAAGGGAAAGAUUACGAAAGUGAGCCAUCACUUUUAGAAUUCAAGCCAUUCAGUAACGGUCCUUUGGUUGGUGGAUUCAUCUACAGAGGCUGCCAGUCUGAAAGACUGUACGGAAGCUACGUGUUUGGAGAUCGCAAUGGGAAUUUCUUAACUCUCCAGCAAAGUCCAGUGACCAAGCAAUGGCAAGAAAAGCCACUCUGUCUGGGCACCAGCACUUCCUGUCGAGGCUACUUUUCAGGUCACGUCUUGGGAUUUGGAGAAGAUGAAUUAGGAGAAGUUUACAUUUUAUCAAGCAGUAAGAGUAUGACCCAGACUCACAAUGGAAAACUCUACAAGAUCAUAGACCCGAAAAGACCUUUAAUGCCUGAGGAAUGCAGAGUCACGGUUCAACCUGCGCAGACCCUGACCUCGGAUUGCUCCCGGCUCUGUCGGAAUGGCUACUACACCCCCACGGGCAAGUGCUGCUGCAGUCCAGGCUGGGAAGGAGACUUCUGCAGAAUUGCCAAAUGUGAGCCAGCAUGUCGUCACGGAGGGGUCUGUGUGAGACCGAACAAGUGUCUCUGUAAGAAAGGCUAUCUUGGUCCUCAGUGUGAACAAGUGGACAGAAGCAUCCGCAGAGUUGCCAGGGCAGGUAUUCUGGAUCAGAUCAUUGACAUGACAUCUUAUUUGCUGGAUCUUACAAGUUACAUUGUAUAGUUUCUGGGACAGUCUGAAUAUUUCUUCCUGGUGGGCAUUUAUUUGAUCUUGUCAUUAAAAAGAGAGACUCUCCUCCUGCUACACACUCCUGUGAGUUCAUUCUCUUUUAGUAACUUAAAAGCAAUUUCCAGAAAUGUGCAGAUUUCAGUGUGUAUGUUGCACGUUUGUUCACAUACACACAUACACACGUGUGCACACACACAAUCCCCAGACUCAAGGUUGUAUAACAGAUGGUUUUGAUUUGUUUUUUUUUUAUUUUUUAAUAUCUACUUCCUUGUGUGGAGUGCUUCACAUGGAAGUUCCAUUGCGGAUUGAUCACAGAAUGUUUAUGGCAUCAGAAGAUAUUCUUUUAGUUCCUGGGAAAUUUCUGUCUAUAAUUACUAAAGUCAACCAUAGUAGGCUUUCGAAAUGUUAUUGUGCAAUGUGGUGGAAAUAUUUUUAUAUUAAAGGUCUAUAAUAAGAGAGCAUGUUUCCAAACUCCUUGGUGAAUUUCCGAACAAGCAACUUGAUGUAAGGUCGUCAGCUUCAUUUUGGGUGAUGUGUCUAUUACAGAAUGUAACGCAUUUACCGUUUUAUUUGACAGAUCAAUAUAGUUACUUCAGCUGAAUCUCAAGAUGGUUUUCAAAUGUUUUUUGAUUAAAUCAGAAUGACCUAUUUGAAAAAGCAAUCUUCAUGAAUAGACCGCUUCUAUUGUAUAUUUUGUGUAACAAUAGGCACUGGGUUUGUGUUACAUAUUUAUAUUUAUAUUUUAUUUUUAUAAUAUAGACAUCACCCAGAUGAAACACCUUUACCCUGUCCUGUAAAAUACUAAAGCUACAUUUUCACCAGCUUAAUUGGAAAGAAGGGGAGCAAGAAAGCAAAUAGCCUCUAAUGUGCUGUGGAUCUAGUCUAGCAGUGUGUCCUUAUGCCGACAUGUAAUCACGCUGGUCAGACGGAAAAGCGAGGAAGCAGCCAGUCCUUCCAGAGCGCCAGCGUUGCGCACUCAUGAAGUGCUUUCCCCACAGCCAGUCUGUCAGUCUGAGGGAUUAAAAGCUUAUGGCGUGCACUCUGAAUCCACCCUCCAUGGAGAAUGACCUGCUUGUUCAUAGCCAGCUCAGCUUGUGUAGGCUGCCAAAUGCACAGAUUCUUAGGAUCCUCAUUCUUGACAACACAAACUCCCAGUGCAUAGGUUCCUUCACGAUUCUGGGACAACACCCUUUGGUUCUUGCCUCGAUCAGUUUCCUAUAAAUGCCCUGUUCAGAUUUUCUUAAAGAAAUAAUGUACUCUAAACUUAAAUUACAAGCAUCUGACAGGCAUUUUUCUCAAUGGUUUUCCGUUUGCCAUCUUUCCAUGUUUGGGUUUUUAACAGUGUAUAAGGGUUUUUGUACUACUGACUGUGAUAAGCACACACCCUCUACCCUGACAUCCAUUCCUAUGGAAUCCAAAUUGUAGAACCGUGUAAGUGCUCAGCACUGGAUGACAUUACACACAGGCUCCUCAUCUUCAGGAAUAUGAGUCUUAAUUCUGAAACAACAGCAGUCUCCCGGAUAGUAGUCCUCUGUUGUUUUAAGGGAGAGAAUUGCAAUUACAUUGUGGAUUCUAAGGAAUUCUAAGGAAUCCACCACAUAGAACAAUUCGUUGACUCCACUUACUCCUGUCUUCCAUAUAUGAUUACUUGGGGUUCCAGUGACCUCAUAACCAAUGGAAAUGGGUUGAGGAAUCUUGGUGCUUAGUGAACAAUAGCCUGCAUUAAGAAGUGCAUGCACAAUUGUGCACAAUUUAGCUUCAAUUGACAGUCUAUUCAGAGAAGUCUUGGGACUAAAUGAGCAUGGAGACCAAAUUGCCCUCUUACCCCAAAAAAAGGGUGGUCCCUCCAGUCGCACUAGCUCUCCAUUGGCCCAGCACUGUGAUAAAUCUCGCAAUGAACCAUGCAGUAGCCUGCAUCUGUAGGUGAAGAGAAAUCCCUUGUCUCUGUGGCUUUCUGUUCGUAGUCCUUUCACUGAAUUCCAUCACAGAAAGGUUUACAAUUUAAAAAAAAAAAAAAAAAGGAAAAACUGCCCUGACCACCAUUUUUGUAAGCGGACCUUCCUCUCAAAUCAUCCUGUAUUCAGCAUGGGUGACAUUGACAGAAUGGAAAUGACUCAUGAAGAAGCCAGCUGUCUGAAUCUGUCAGAUCGUACAGUUUUAUUACACAUACCCCCACUCACAGUUUGAGCAAAACCAAGAAGAAUACCCCCUGGAAAUCCAGCAAAGUCUUAAAGCCCAAGUGCUUCUUUUUACAUCUUAAAGAGAUGCUCCAUUGGUAGGCAUUCUACGCAAGCAACCUAGACAGAGCUGUUUUACAUAGCUCUCUUUCAAGUGACGUAGAGAUGUUAUUGCCUUUCCUAUAAUGAGUUAUCCAAAUGUAAUACCAAAUUCUCUUUAUAGAAAAUAGGAUAUUUAACCCAAGCAAAGGGUCUCUAGACUCCAUUCUUUCUGUCCUUAGGAGGAAAGUAGAUAACAGUGACUAUAGAUGACUAUGUGUUUUAGACUACAUGACCAAUUCUAAAAUCUUCUUUGACCUCUUCCCUGAAGUUAUUUUUUUAAAUUUAUGAUUGGGGAUUAUCAUAAAUGAUUUGUGAGAGAUAGAUGGGAAUUGGUUAAAAAGUAUGAGCUAAGAAAAAUAAAUGUUUAAUCAUUUAAAAGUCAAAAUCUACCCAUCUAACAAAGCACACAAUCUAAAACGGAAGAAUGUCGUUUAUGUGAACACUGUUGUAUAUGACAAAGAAGAAACAAACAGUUACUAUUCCCUGCCCAUCCUAUAGCUUAGCUCCAGGUACCAGCUAAGUGUGAAGUAGCCCUCCUAGCAGUAUUGUUGCCAAACUUUUGCCCUGAUUCAAAGCAUAUAAAUCAAUGAUAGGAAAACUAAGUAUCAUUAAAUUUCAAAGGAGAGACAUUUAGGCAAGCUCAGUGAUGGCAAAAAUGCUUUCGUUCAUACCUUCUCAUGUUAGGAUCUUCCUUAAGGUAUUGGAAGAUAUUUCGCAAGCUUACUCGGAAGUUUCUACAAUUUAACUGAUCAGUUUCAUGAAGGAUGGGCAAAGAAAUCUAUGCAUGUCUACAAAACCCAGCUAGAAAACUAUUCCUUAUCAUUUGCAUGGCUCUGAGUAGUGAUGGCUUCCCUAGUGGCCGUCUUGUGAACUGCUACAGAAUAACAUACUGUCAUUUUGUUUGUUUCUGACCUUUGUUUUAAUAUCUGAACCACAAAGGAUCCAAGGAGUCCACUCAGGGUGAGAAAAUGAGGUAGGAGGUGGCUGUGCAGCUGAGGUCUUUCCGAGCACACAACAAAUCUGCUAGGAGUCCCUCUUCUUUCUCUUAGCACAGGAAAGAAGCCCAGGUUAAGUUGGUAAGGGGAGGAAGUAUGCCAGUCAAGAAGGUAUAUCACUUUACAAUCUGAGCCUCUGUCUAGAAUGUUACCUAAGUUUUCUCCACCCUCACCCUUCUCUGCUCCUCCACCCAUAUCUACCAUCUCUCUUUGGAUCUCUUCUUCCUCUACUCUCCUGCAUUUUAUGGUGGUUUUCCCUAAACAGACACACCACGUAUGCCUGUCAUGACAUUGUCCUGGGACACAUACCUAUACAUUUUGUUGAGGCUUAUUUUCAUUUGUUUCCUCUCCUGGAGCCACGCUGACUUAAGUUCAGUAUCACUAAGAAGAGUAGAAAAAUAGCGCAGCAGGCUGGUCUAUUGCAGUCAUUGAAAGAAAUGACAAAAAGCACACAGAUCUUCCAGCGUAGCUGCCCCAUGCCAGUCUUCUAGCAAAGUCACCAGAAAGACAAGGAGACCCACCUUAGUAGAGAGCUUGAGAUGACAGGAGGGACACUCCUAGCUACUUCCUAUCAAAGUGACAACCAUCUUUGAUUUCUUCAAAGUCUACUUUGAAGAAAACGAUUUCAAAUCCACUUGGCAGGAAACUAGAGUCUUGGUGAUGAUGACCUCAGACACUUGUCUGCGUGGCAGAGAACUCAACCAAAGUUAUAUGCCCAGAAAACAAACACAUUUUUAUUCCCUGAGGGAAAGUGGUGGCACUGCUUCUGGGAACAUUGAUGGAUUCCCAUCAGCAAGCUCCCCUUUUCAUAUUUGAGACAUGCAUUUGCUCCGUCUUUCUUUGUCACACCAGCACAACUGGGCCACACAUCCGAUUAGAACUAUGACAUGCAGUGAGAUACAAGGUCUAAGAGCAGACACAUCUAGAUGUUGAGAACAUGUUCUUGGAGCCUGUCAGGUAUGGGUCUUAGCAAGUCCUGCCUGUCUUCCUUGGUGCCAUCUCCUCUGAGUAACUUCUGGAAUGGGCUUGAAGUCGCCUUCUAGAAGAAUACAAAGGACUCAUGGGAAGAUGAAGUGGAGCUAGAUGCUUGAUCCCCCAAAAUUCUAGCAACCUUGGAGAGAUUUCUUCAUUUAUGAGAUUGGCAUUUCCUUAAGUUCUAUUAAGUGUGAAGCCAAGAUCCACCCAUUCUUUACCUUAUUUUCCCAUACAAUUUAUUUAGGGCAUGUAUCAGCCAAUUGAAAAGAUGCAAAUAAGUAAUAGAUUUCUUGCAUCAAUAAAAAGCCUUAUACCUAAAAUUUCUCAUUUGUUUUUGUCAGUCAACAGUAAAAAUUUUAAAAACGGUACUAAUUCAGCAUUCAUUCUAAGGUAAUUUUUUCAUAUCCAUCACAAAGUAAGAUGUCAUUGUUUAUUCAGGGUUUUCUUUUCUGAAUAUGUAUUCUUUAUAGAUUUGAAAUACAUAUAUCCAUGUCCUGGCAAGUAAACAUACCUAUACAUAGUAUAUUAUCUCAGUUGGCUAUCAUUCUUUUAAGUAAAAAGAAUAGCUUUUUAUCAUCUAAUAUAUAUAAUCUAAUGUAUAUAUUUAAUUUUUUUCUCUAUAGUAUAUGUAUAUUAUAUCUCAAUAAUAUAUAUACACUAUAUAUUAUGAUGGAAAUUCACAGUGGCCAAAUAAUUUAAGUUUUUUCUUCUCAGUUAGAAAUUCAAUCUUAAACAUUUCUCUCUGAACUGAAAGCUGGCUAAUUAGUCGUUUCCAUUCACACGAACGAGGUGUGAUUAGGCUGGGUAUGGUCUGUGUCAGAAUAAACAUUGGAUGCUUCUUUACCCCAUAAUCUUAAAAUCUGGGCAUGACUUUUCUAGAAUGAACUAAGAAUCCAUAUUCAGAGGGCUCAUUUCAUCAUAUUAAUUUGAGAAGCUAAACUGACAAGCUGAUGAUAUCAGAUAUCCCUCUUAUCUUUUUCUACUCAGAGGAUGUGUAUGAACCUGCAUGCUGCUAAGAACCGUGAAGUAACAGUUAUACUGAAGUACUGUAGAAUUCGGGAAACUUGAUUCUCUGGGACAGGCUAACAGACUACUAUUUAAAAUAAAUCUACCUAAUUAGAAUGAAAAAAAUUAUUGAAUCAUGACCAUAAGCACAAAAGAAUUGUAAUAGAAAAAUCUCGUGUCCUCUUUGGAUUUAUCUGUGAUUGUUAAGUUUUUUGUUAAAUGUUAAGGGGUGGUUUUGUGUUUGAAUCUUCUCACAUAUUUUGGUGUUUUGAGUUGUCUAUUUCCCUCAGGUUAUUGACAAUUAAAGCGGUCUGUCCACAUGUUACAGGACAUUUCAGAACCAUUUCAUCCUUGGGUUUCUGUUAAUAAGAGGCAGCAGAUACUAGGAAUGAUUAAGAAGCCCAGGUGCAAGUUGAAAGGGUCAGGACUAGGCUAGGAACUCUUUAUGAUUUCUAGAACAUUCUAAAAAUUAAUAUGCAUGGCUACUGGCUCACAUGAUCCUCCAGAGUUUGAACUAAUCUGGUUUCACUAAAUCGAUCUGUAAAAGUAUGCAGUUUUCCUUGAUUCAACCAGCAAUCUAUUCAUUAAUGCAAUAUAAAUGCUGAAGUGCCUCGUAUAAUCUCCCACCAUUGAGAGGCGAGGGCAUCCGCAAGGACAGGGCUGGAAGUUCACUGGGAUGAUUAAGAUGUCCAAAACAGAAGAAACUCUCACUUCAACUAGCUCCAGCUUGCCUGAGCCUUAGACCCCAGCAGCGCUGAGUAGUACAGAUGGUCUCAAGUUCAUCUCUAUGUAUCUGUACAUGUCCACACACCUGUGUAUAUAUAUAUAUAAAUAUAUAUAUAAUUUAUCUAUCUGUACAAACACUACAUAUGUAUACACACUAUCUAUGUAAUAUAUAAUAUAUGUAUAAUGCAUAUAAAUUCUAACAAGUGUAUUUGUGUUAUCUUUAAAAAAUAGAACAACUGUAUCUUGAAAAGUGGUAAAUGCAGAGAAUUGGCUUUAUUGUUGAUCUGUGGAUUUAAUGUUUUGUAGGUGAAAGGAUGUUUUAAGUGUAUAAUGUCUUUUCUUAAUUUAAUAUAUUUAUGUAAAUGCAUGCCUGAAAUUUGAUUAGAUUGGCUGUGUUUUGUGUCUUAACAUGAUCAAAUGUAUUAAACUUUAUCUUAUGACUUCA